Messenger RNA from Vicia faba (fava bean), 477 nucleotides. NCBI's taxonomy places the organism in Eukaryota, Viridiplantae, Streptophyta, Magnoliopsida, Fabales, Fabaceae. The record is from the annotation of a GenBank genome assembly.
AUGGGUUGCAUAUUUGCUCACAUCAUUAAGCGUCGACCUCUCUUCAAUGAUAUAGACACGCAUAGGGUAUUGGCUGAGAUAUUUUGUUUGUUUGGUAUGCCAAUUGAAGAAACUUGGUUGUGUGACCUAGCUGAAGAGUUCCCAACACUCGGACCUGCUGGUCUUCAUCUUCUUUCGCUGAUAUGGUUUCAUUCCUUAUCAAGUGUGGUGACUGGAAUACUGGUGGUGGUUGUCAUUCGAACCGACAUGCAUUUCAGUACCGUCGCUAAUGUCUUGCCACAACACAAAUGUCCGCACGCAGGAAAGACAACCAUGUAUCUAUUUACUAUAUCGGUCCAAAGUGUACAUCCUCUAUGCAGCGGCAAGACUGUAGUCAUUGGUGCCUCCCUGGAAGUAGAUCCUUAUGCACCUGAAGAAGACGAAGACAAUGACGUUGAAGACGGUGAUGAAGAUCAAGACGAGGCUGAACUUCUGUGA